Bombyx mandarina (wild silkworm) is the source of this 1511-nucleotide messenger RNA. RefSeq names its product signal transducing adaptor molecule (gene Stam). Lineage: Eukaryota; Metazoa; Arthropoda; Insecta; Lepidoptera; Bombycidae. The record is from RefSeq and is a predicted model, not a curated record.
UACCUACCUACUAAAAUUUAAUGUAAUUGUUUGAUUGCGUAUUUCAGAAAAUACACAAUAUUAAAAAAAUACCCCAUAAUAUUGAGAUACGUACUGUAAAUAUACGGUAAAUAAUAAAGACCUUCGUAUAAGAAAUAACCUUCGUAAGAAAUAAUGUAAUCAGUGUUCUUGUUUCUCAAAUUUUUCAUAAAACAAGAAAUUUUUGUUUGAAGUAUUCUAUUUCAUUCCGACUUUAGUAUUAAAAACUAUUUAAUAUUUUUAUCAAUAACAUAUAAUCAAGUAGAUGUUUUUUUGUUAACAAAAUGGGGAUAUUUGGCACUUCCUCGCCUUUUGAUCAAGAUGUUGAACGCGCAACGAGUGAAAAUAACACCAGCGAGGAGUGGGGACUGAUCAUGGAGAUAUGUGAUCGCGCCGGUGCAUCUUCUACCAGUGCGAAGGAGUGUCUCCGUGCCGUCAUGCGGCGCUUGGCGCAUCCCGACCCACACGUACAGGUUCACGCCGCCACACUGCUCGACGCCUGCGUUGCAAAUUGUGGUCGUUUCUUCCACCUGGAAGUCGCCUCGCGAGACUUCGAGACCGAGUUCCGGCGCCUGCUGUCUCGCGCGCAGCCUCCUGUCGCCGCUCGUCUCCGCGCCCUGCUCCGCAAGUGGGCCGAGGGCGAGUUUCGCGACGACCCGCAGCUCGACCUCAUCCCGGCGCUGCACGCGCGCCUCCCGACCACUGAGGCUCCCGCGGCCGCGGCCCCGAGCCCGGCGCCGGCCGCGCAGCGCGAGCAGGACGAGCUGGCGCGCGCCAUUGCUCUGUCCCUGCGAGAGAGUCAGCCGGCGCCGGGCCCGACCCCCGCGGCGGCCCCCAGCGCCGGCUCCACGCUGUACCCGCGAGUGGAGACCGCGCCGGCGCGCCCUGUGCGCGCUCUCUACGAUUUCGAAGCAGCGGAAGAUAACGAACUUACUUUUCUAGCUGGCGAAAUUGUUCACGUGACCGACUCGAGUGAUCCGAACUGGUGGAAAGGGUACAACGAUCGCGGCGAGGGACUGUUUCCUGCCAACUUUGUGACGGAGGAACUGGCAGUGGGCGCCCCGGCCGCCACCGCCGACGAGCCUCCAGCCGAGCUGGCCGCGACCGGCGCCGACGAGGCAGACGGCAUCGACGAGGCGGCGCUGGACGAGGCACUGGCCCUGCUGCACGAGGCGGACCCGGCGUGCGCGGGCUCGGCGGGCGAGGACGCGCGGCUGGCGCGGCUGGAGGCGCGCGCGGCCGCCACCGGCGCGCUCGUGGACGCGGCGCUGGAGCGAGCCGACCGCCGCCACGCUCGCCUCACGCAGCUCAGCGCCGACCUGGUGGACGCGCUCAACCUCUACCACACGCUGAUGCGCGAGCCGCACUACGCGCCGCACUACCCGCCCGCGCACCCGCCCGCACACCCGCCCGCACACCCGCCCGCGCACCCGCGCUGCUGACGCCGCGGACUGUGAUCGCCCUUUGCUAAUAAACUACUAUUUAUCAACAAA